Entrophospora sp. SA101 is the source of this 276-nucleotide messenger RNA. NCBI's taxonomy places the organism in Eukaryota, Fungi, Glomeromycota, Glomeromycetes, Entrophosporales, Entrophosporaceae. The record is from the annotation of a GenBank genome assembly.
AUGAAAGCAGAGGAAGAUGAAAAAAAGAAACAACUUGAAGCUUUAGAAAGGAAGAAGGCAUUCGAAGAUCGAAUUAAAAAUCGAGGAAAACGUAAAGUUAAUCCAUCAUCAUCAUCAGACAUCGAACCUGAACCAAAACGUGUAAAUGCGGAUGAUGAAAGUCGUGAUGCCACUACAUUAGAUCCAAAGGCAAAUGCAUAUCUUAAGGAAAUGCAAAAAUACAAUGAAAGGUUAUGUAAAGAUGAAACAGGUCAUGUACGUCCUUUGGUAAAAUGA